Molecule: messenger RNA, 1621 nt
Organism: Erigeron canadensis
Lineage: Eukaryota; Viridiplantae; Streptophyta; Magnoliopsida; Asterales; Asteraceae
Product: putative ribosomal large subunit pseudouridine synthase SVR1, chloroplastic
Exons: 10
Coding region: 70-1170 (366 amino acids)
Biological process (GO): maturation of LSU-rRNA from tetracistronic rRNA transcript (SSU-rRNA, LSU-rRNA, 4.5S-rRNA, 5S-rRNA); pseudouridine synthesis; plastid translation
Cellular component (GO): chloroplast
Molecular function (GO): pseudouridine synthase activity; RNA binding
Source: RefSeq, a predicted model, not a curated record
AAGAAACAAACCGGUGAACAAAAACCACCCGAUAAACCCCCAGCAGCAUCAUCAACCACCGCCAUUUCCAUGGCGGCAGUAACAAUAGCCCUAUCCACCAUCUCCAAGCCAUCAUCCUCAAUUCUCAGCAACCACCAUCUUCAUUUCCGUACAUUCCUCACACACCACUUGUCUCUCUCUUCCACAUCAUCAUCUUUUAUAUUAUCAUCAUCCAAUCUUCAUUUUCUUCCACCACCAUCACCAUCAUCAUGGAUACAAACCAGCAAUACUACCACACGUCAUCUCCACGUCACCUCUGACGCCACCAAAAAGAACAAAGUGAGGUCAACAACAAGAGAGUUGACUUCUGAACCCAGGUAUUCCAAAGCUGCUAGAAGGUUUUAUAAUGAAAACUUUCGAGAAAUUUCUUCUCAGAGGCUUAGUAAAGUCCUUGCUGCUGCUGGAGUGGCAUCUAGAAGGAGUUGUGAGGAGCUAAUCUUUGACGGUCGUGUGACUGUUAAUGGUUCUGUAUGCAAUACUCCACAGACUAAAGUUGAUCCUAAGAAAGAUAUGAUAUAUGUAAACGGUAACCGCCUUCCUAAGAAACUGCCUCCAAAGGUCUACCUUGCUCUCAACAAGCCAAAAGGGUACAUUUGUUCAUGUGCAGAGAACGAAAAUAAAUCAGUCGUAUCUUUGUUUAAUGAUUAUAUGAAAAAUUGGGACAAAAGAAAUCCUGGACAACCAAAACCGCGCCUAUUUACUGUGGGACGUCUUGAUGUUGCCACAACUGGGCUAAUUAUUGUGACAAAUGAUGGGGAAUUUGCACAGAAGAUUUCUCAUCCUUCAUCCGGUUUAUCCAAGGAGUACAUUGCAACAAUAGACGGAACAGUGCAUAAAAAACAUUUAAUAGCAAUUAGCGAGGGGACAGUAAUCGAUGGUGUCCAUUGUACUCCAGAUGCUGUGGAACUUCUGCCACAACAGCCUGAUAAAUCAAGAGCCCGUCUUCGCAUUGUGGUUCAUGAGGGAAGAAAUCAUGAAGUUAGAGAGCUUGUUAGAAGUGCUGGGCUUCAGAUCUAUUCACUGAAGCGGAUACGUAUUGGUGCAUUCAGGCUUCCACCAGAUCUUUUGUUUGGAAAGUACAUUGAAUUAAAGCCACCUCAGUUGAAGACUUUAGGUUGGGGCGAGAAGUAAUUUGCAGAAUUGGAAAUGUUAAUCCUAUAUGCAGAUCAAACUUCUAGAAAGGAUUCUCAGAUGUUUGGGAUUGCAAAAGUUCAAUACCAUUUGCAGAGAGACGAUUUGCAACCUCCUCCAUUAUUCUUGUAUUAAAAAUGGAGCGCAACACAAUUUGUGAUCAUACGAAGAAAUGGCCGGGUACAGUAGAGUUCCCUUGUCUGUUGGAACACCGGAGUUUAGUAGAUCGGUAUAUUAUGCUGUUUUUGAUAGUAUUACACUAUUACAUGAUCCUUGAGCCAGAGUAGUGUCUUAUUUCAUGCCCUCAAAGCACGUCAAGUAUUAAAUGUCAUCCUUAGUUUGUACUCAUGGUUUUCUCUAGUAGUUGUAAUUCAAUAAUUCAUUUUCAUUUCAAACUUGCUUGUGUAGGCAGUGUAUUACCGGAAAUUCUGAUGGUCAUUUCUUGCUUUCA